AUGCCAAAUCAAAGAGACAAGACCGCUGAUGAUUCCCCUGCUGACCUUCCCUGUCUGGAAAAACUUGACUCUCCUACGGGGAGCCCACCCACUGCCUCAUUAUCCAGGCUGAUGGAGCUGGAAAAUUGUGUUUCCAACCUGAGCCUUGCACAUGAGAUAGUGGUGAACCGAGACUUCUGCUUCAAACCCAAGAGCCCUACUACAGACAGCCUGGAGGGCAGAGUGACAGAGAUUGUUCACCGGGCGUUUUGGGACAAUCUUCAAGAGCAGCUGAACAGUGAUCCUCCAAACUACAGCCAUGCUGUCAUUCUGCUCCAGGAAGUCAAGACUAUGCUUCAGUCCCUGCUGCUGCCCGGUCACGUCAGACUGAGAUCUCAGCUGGACGAGGUGCUGGACAUGGAGCUGAUCCAGCAGGAGGUCGAUCACGGAGCUCUGGAUCUCCACAGAUUGGCAGGAUACAUCGUCAACACCAUGGCAUCUUUAUGUGCACCUGUGCGUGACUCAGAGGUCAGGGCACUGAGGGACCUCGAGGGCCCAGUGGGGCUACUGAGGGAAAUCUUCCGUGUCUUGGGCCUGAUGAAGACCGACAUGGUUAACUUCACCCUCCAGAGCCUGAGGCCUCACCUCCUGCAGCAGGCCGUGCAGUACGAGAGAGCCAAAUUCCAGCAGAUUCUGGACAAGCAGCCAGCUUCUCUGCACAAUACCACAGCUUGGCUUCAGGCAGCAGCGUCAGAGGAGGAGUCGGCCAGUAGAGCCCAGUCGGAGUCUCUCAGUCCUGACAGCCGAGGUCCUGUUAGCGCCAACGCUGUACUAAACCGGGCCUACAUGAGUCUGUUAUUCUGGGACCCGCAGGACCAGAAAUAUCCUGAGACUGCGUUGAUGGACCGAGCCCGUCUGGAGGCUCUGGGCCAGCGGCUCCAGCUACUGGUCCUGGAGGCAUCGGUGCUGCUUCUGAUCAAUGCUCAGUGUGGAGGCGCCAUUUUCUCCCUGCAGGGGUUUGUAGGUAAACUCAGGCAGUCCGUCGCUGCCCUGCUGGAGGGCAGUCACACCAGGGAAGCUGACCUGAAAGGUGCGCUGCUGGGUCUCGGGGAGACAGUACUGCAGCAGGUGAAUGAAGCUCUGAGCGGCCAGGGAGGAGCAGCGCUGCCUCAGGAGAGCCUGGAUCUGCUGAAAGGACAAAUAUCCGAGCUGUGGAAGCACAACAACCCGGUCCGCACGCUCAUAGGAGGAAGGGUACGGGGCUUCCUCCAGGCCUUGCUGCAGGGCGGCCCCGCUAAAAGGAGUCCAGAGCUGCCCUCUCCCCUCAGGCUGGUGAGUGCUGAGCUAGCCGACAUGGGGAUGGCCUUUGGGCAAGUCGUACACUUCAACCGAACAGUCUUUGGCCCCUUCUACGCACCCAUCCUCAGGAAACUGCUGUUCCCACCAGGAGAGGCUGAGACCGGGGAGGACUCACGCUAGGCUGGGGGCGACCCAGACAACCUCCAGUGACCUUAAAAUAAGCUGCCAUUUGCAUUAAAUGUGUAGCUAUAGAUAGUGUGAAUACAGUGAAUGAAUGUUUGAGGGAAAGACAUUUACAGUCUGCAGGGGGGGAAAAUGUUGUAUAUUAUAUUUUUUACAAAAAAGUCUAAAUCAAAGCCUGAGGCAGGUGCUGAAUUAUUAUUCCAUUAAUGCAUAUUACGCACACAUUUGAGUGCACAAAACAUUAGGACACCUAAUAGAUUGUGUGAAACAAAAUGAGUAAUAGUUUUUACUUGGACAAGAGUAACAAAUAGUUUGUAGUGUGUUAAUUCAUAACAAGAGACUGAUUGUGAUUCUUGUUUAAAUGUUUAGAGGAGAGCAGUUGCUGGAAAACACAUUUUUUGGUUUUCACUCAGUUUACUUUGUCUCAAGAUAAACACCCUCAGGAAAAAAACAAAAGUACCAAAGAUUAUCCUAAUAGUUUGUAAAUGACACUUCAGUUUUAAAAUGUAGCUGGUUUCUUUAUGUUGGCAGAUGUUUGUAUUAGGGCUGAACGAUUAAUUGCAUUUGCAUUAUUAUCGCGAUUUGAUAACACAAGAUUUUCUAAUCGCAAAGGCUGCGAUUACGUUCUGGUCACAUGACACGCGAGAGUAAAGCAGUCUGCAGAGGAAGCAUCAACUUACGCUCUACGUUGACUUGUACAGUGGCCUCAAGCUUGACAGAAGCUGACACUACAGAAACUUUAGUGUCACACAGGGAAUGAAAGUAGCACCCGUGGGUAACUUGGUGAUGUUGGUGGUUGAAAAUGUCCAGCCAUCCGCUGGAUGACCGUAAAAAUACACAACAGAAAGACGCGUGUAGUAAGGUAAGGGUAUUGUGGCGAUCGGCGCCUGUGUCACACACAGCCACCAGUCAGCUCAGUAACUAUCUAUGUAACGGCGUUUCAAACAAAACUCACAAGUACGAAAGACGCCCAGUCUGUCCCGAGUUAAGAGAUAGACUCCUAGAGAUUUGAAUGGAGAUAAGGACCUUAAUUAGUGGUUGAACUGUGGGUUUUGUAUUGAGCGCUUACUAUAUAAUACAGUUCUCACUGUUAAUCCAUCUGUGGGUCAUACUAUACACUGAUUUAUUGCUUGUCUGUUUUUAAUAAUACAGAAGGUAAAGAGCUUAAUAAUUAAUCGCAUAUUAAAUCGCAAUCACAAUGUUGGUUAAAAAUAAAUAAAUAAAUUGGCAAUUAGAUUUUCCAAAAUCGUUCAGCCCUAGUUUGUAUGUAUAACUCACCAAAGACAGUGUGCACUUUUUUCUGAGUUUAGUUUUUAUUAUAAUUAUUAUUAUUAUAAACCAAAAAUAUACUCAGUGUUUCCCAUACAGUUGUUGGUAUUAGUGGGGGGUGGUGUGUGGAACAGGCGCUUAUUUGUAAAUAAAAAUGAAACUGAUUAAUUGUAA
Molecule: messenger RNA, 2904 nt
Organism: Micropterus salmoides (largemouth bass)
Lineage: Eukaryota; Metazoa; Chordata; Actinopteri; Centrarchiformes; Centrarchidae
Product: T-complex protein 11 homolog
Exons: 9
Coding region: 1-1458 (485 amino acids)
Biological process (GO): regulation of sperm capacitation
Cellular component (GO): acrosomal vesicle; sperm flagellum
Source: RefSeq, a predicted model, not a curated record